This is a messenger RNA of Babesia sp. Xinjiang, 1158 nucleotides long. Its product is annotated as putative exonuclease V. The coding region runs from base 1 to 1158 and encodes 385 amino acids. Lineage: Eukaryota; Apicomplexa; Aconoidasida; Piroplasmida; Babesiidae. Gene Ontology annotation, molecular function: single-stranded DNA 5'-3' DNA exonuclease activity. The transcript has 2 exons. The record is from RefSeq and is a predicted model, not a curated record. Gene Ontology annotation, biological process: interstrand cross-link repair. Gene Ontology annotation, cellular component: nucleus.
AUGGCCGCUAUGGACAACACAGAGGAAGAAGUAAGGAAACAUAAAACAUAUCGCAUCGCAAAGAAGCGGAGUGAAAGCAAAGAUGUAACCAUAUCGCAACAAAAUGACACUACUCAAGCAGAGGAUGGCAAUACUAAUAUAGAGGCAAAUGAUAUAGAAGAACUCAUACCAGAUAUCGAGGAUUACCUUGAUGGAGCACUCUCGACAGAGGCAACCAAUGCGGCAAUUGAAUUGCCACCAGUUGUCAAAUUCAGAAAAAACUGGUCUCUUUCAGUCACAGACUUGUCGGCACAGUUAUGGUGUGAAAAACAAAUCGAACUUGUACUCAUCACAGGAAGAAAAAGAGUAACCAAAGAGAUGGAAAAGGGUGUUGAAAGACAUGAACAACUUGAACUGGACGAUCACGAUAUUGUGCAAGUAGAGGUACAUACAAAUGAAGAUUACCUGGGCAUCAAACUACUCAACUCAAUCAACCUCAUCGAACAACUUAUGGAAACAGGAAAGUGCCGAGAGCUAUGGCUAUUCGGAAACUUCAACGGAUACAUUAUACGUGGUAUAAUAGAUCAGCUAGAACUCAUACCAGCAGGAAGUAGUGGCAGCAAACAAGUGCUUAUAUCUGACACAAAAACACGGAAUCGAAAAUCUAAACCAAGUAUAUCACAGAUGCAAGGGGCUUCACUGCAGGUACAAACAUACGGCAUUAUGUUGGAAAAAAUGAGAAGUGACGAAGAACAGUUUGAUGCAUUAUAUGCGGCAUUCGAGUGUGACAAGAAUGCGCCAUUUGUAUCAGAAGAACUAACAGCAGAGGGGUGCCUAGCGACACUGGAGAAGAGAUUCCGCAACGCAUUCACUCAGCUGCCGGAAGUAGCUAAUAUAAUGCAGCUGUCAUACGAGUAUGAAGGAAAAGUAUUUAACACUUCUGAUAUACCAUUACAGAAGCAAUCUACAAUGUACACAAUCCAAUAUCUAUGCGAUUUCUGGGAUGGCUACCGAGAAGCACAGCCAGUAAGAAAAAACGAGGCAUGGAAGUGUAAAAUGUGCGAAUUUAAGGACGAAUGUGAGGUAUCGCCACUAUUUAUACCCGCAACCAAAAAAAACAAAGCGGACGCCGGGCAGCUGCUGUUAGAUAACUUUUUGCAAAAGGCAAACACAAGUUAA